GGAGGAGGAGGAGGGAAAGAGAAGGAAGAAGAAGAAGAAGAAGAAGAAACCACUGCCUUCGCGGGAUCGCUGUCCCCCUAAUCUCAGCGCGCGUGCGUGUGGUGCGGUGCGUGCGCCCCUCGUCCCUGCCAUCCGAACCCGGUCUUGGAUGUUUAAUAAAGAAAUCAAGUGUCUCAACAGUCACCAAAAAAAAAAAAAAAACCAAAAAAAUUCCAAAAAGCAAAAACAAAAAGAGAGAGAGAAAGGAAAAAAAAAAUCCAAAACAAACAAACAAACAAACCAGGCAGAACCAACCUCUCCUUCCAACCAGCCGGCACAAGCCACCCGUGUCUGCCACCCAGAGAGGGGGGUCUCUGGCCCGUGGUGGAGGAGUUGCAGGGGGGAUCGGCAGGGGGGCAGAGGCCGAGUGACGCCCUAGGAGCCACCGAGCAGGAGGCGGAGGAGACCCAGAGAGGCGAGAGAGACAGCGGGCCCCCCGCGCGCGGCUCGGGGCUGGGGCGCCAGAAGUGGGACUCGAGCGAAGUCAAGCGAUGCCAAGGAGGAAACAGCAGGCACCCAAGCGGGCGGCAGGUUAUGCCCAGGAGGAACCACUGAAGGAAGAGGAGGACAUCAAGGAGGAGGAGGAGGAGGAGGAAGAGAGCGGCUCCGUAGCUCACCUUCAGGGGGGCAAUGACCCGGGCACCGACGAGGAGCUCGACACCGGCCCGGAGCAGAAAGGCUGCUUCAGCUACCAGAACUCUCCGGGAAGCCACCUGUCCACCCAGGACGCGGAGAACGAGUCCCUGCUGAGCGAUGCCAGCGACCAGGUGUCCGAGGUCAAGAGCGUGGGCGGCAGGGAGGCCGCAGCGGACAAGAAAGCAGCCGCGCCCCCCAAACUGCCCCACGAGGCGCACAGCUGCAUGGAUAAGAUGACGGCCGUGUACGCCAACAUCCUGUCCGACUCCUACUGGUCGGGCCUGGGUCUGGGCUUCAAGCUGACCAGCAGCGAGCGGCGCAACGGCGACCCCCGCCACGGCGGCGGCAAGACUGACUUCGACUGGCACCAAGACGCGCUGUCCAAGAGCCUGCAGCAGCACCUGCCCUCACGCUCCGUGGCCAAGCCCAGCCUCUUCAGCUCGGUGCAGCUGUACCGGCAGAGCAGCAAGGGGUGCGGGACCGUGUUCACCGGGGCCAGCCGGUUCCGGUGUCGCCAGUGCAGCGCGGCCUACGACACCCUGGUGGAGCUGACCGUGCACAUGAACGAGACCGGACACUACCAAGACGACAACCGCAAGAGGGACAAGCUGAGGCCCACGAGCCACUCCAAGCCCCGGAAGCGGGCUUUCCAGGACAUGGACAAGGAGGACGCGCAGAAGGUCCUCAAGUGCAUGUUCUGUGGCGACUCCUUCGACUCCCUCCAAGACCUGAGCGUCCACAUGAUCAAAACAAAGCAUUACCAAAAAGUGCCUUUGAAGGAGCCGGUCCCAACCAUUGCCUCGAAAAUGGUCACUCCCGCCAAGAAGCGGGUGCUGGACGUCCACCGGCCCUGCUCCCCCGACUCCACCACGGGCUCCUUUGCCGAUUCCUUCUCUUCUCAGAAGACCGCCAGCCUGCAGCUGGCCAACAGCAACCGCUACGGCUACCAGAACGGGGCCAGCUACACCUGGCAGUUCGAGGCCUGCAAAUCCCAGAUCCUCAAGUGCAUGGAGUGCGGCAGCUCCCACGACACGCUGCAGCAGCUCACCGCCCACAUGAUGGUCACCGGCCACUUCCUCAAGGUCACCAGCUCGGCCUCCAAGAAAGGGAAGCAGCUGGUGCUCGACCCGCUGGCGGUGGAGAAGAUGCAGUCGCUGUCGGAAGCCCCGAGCAGCGACCCUCUGGCCCCCAAGCCCGCCAGUAACUCGGCCCCCGACUGUGCAGCCUCCACCACCGAGUUAAAGAAAGAGGGGAAGAGAGAGCGAGCGGAGGAGGCCGGCAGCAGGGACGAGAAAGGCGUGAAAAGCGAGGAAUACGGAGACCCCCUCCAGAAGCCUUUAGACCCGACGAUAAAAUACCAGUAUCUCCGGGAGGAGGACUUGGAAGAUGGCUCCAAGGGUGGCGGGGACAUCUUGAAGUCUCUGGAAAACACGGUCACCACCGCCAUCAACAAGGCCCAGAACGGGGCCCCCAGCUGGAGCGCCUACCCCAGCAUCCACGCGGCCUACCAGCUGUCCGAGGGCCCCAAACCUUCCCUGCCGAUGGGGUCCCAGGUCCUGCAGAUCCGCCCUAAUCUCCCCAGCAAGCUAAGGCCCAUUGCACCAAAGUGGAAAGUCCUGCCAGUGGUGCCCAUGGCCACCAGCCUGGCCCCCUACACCCAAGUCAAGAAGGAGCCAGAGGACAAAGAUGACGCCGGGAAGGAACGCGGGCAAGAAAGUCCCCGUGAAGAGGCAUCAUCGUUCAGCCACGGGGAGGGAGAGUCUUUCUCCCAAAGUGAAACACCCUCAGAAUCCAAGAAGGCUGAGCCUUGUCCCCCGCAGGAGGAGGACAAGCUGAUGAAGGAGGGCGGCGAGGAAGAGAAGUCCCAGACCUUGCAGCCAGCGUCUGCGCUGAGCAACGGGUGUGCCCUGGCCCACCACGCCUCCGCCCUGCCCUGCAUCAGCCCGCUCAGCGCCCUGCAGUCCGUCCUCAACAACCACCUGGGCAAAGCCACGGAACCCUUGCGCUCGCCUUCCUGCUCCAGCCCAAGCUCAAGCACAAUCUCGAUGUUUCACAAGUCCAGUCUCGGCGUCUUGGACAAGCCGGUCCUGAGUCCCGCCUCUGCGAGGCCAGCCAGUGUGUCCAGGCGCUACCUGUUCGAAAACAACGAUCAGCCCAUCGACCUGACCAAGUCCAAGAGCAAGAAGGCGGAGUCCUCGCAAGCACAAUCCUGCACGUCCCCGCCGCUGAAGCACGCGCUCUCGGACAUCGCGGACAUGGUCAAAGUCCUCCCGAAGGCCACCACCCCGAAGCCCGCCGCGUCCUCCAGGGUCCCGCCCAUGAAGCUGGAAAUGGACGUCAGGCGCUUUGAGGACGUCUCCAGCGAAGUCUCGACUUUGCAUAAAAGAAAAGGCCGGCAGUCUAACUGGAACCCUCAGCAUCUUCUGAUCUUGCAAGCUCAGUUUGCCUCCAGCCUCUUUCAGACGUCGGAGGGCAAAUACCUGCUGUCUGAUCUGGGCCCCCAAGAGCGAAUGCAGAUCUCAAAGUUUACGGGACUCUCCAUGACCACGAUCAGCCACUGGCUGGCAAACGUCAAAUACCAACUGAGGAAAACGGGCGGGACCAAAUUUCUGAAAAACAUGGACAAAGGACACCCCAUCUUCUAUUGCAGUGACUGUGCCUCCCAGUUUAGAACCCCUUCUACCUACAUCAGUCACUUAGAGUCUCACCUAGGUUUCCAAAUGAAGGACAUGACCCGCAUGGCCGUGGAACAGCAAAGCAAGGUGGAGCAAGAGAUUUCCCGGGUACCGUCGGCUCAGAGGUCUCCGGAAACAAUAGCAGGCGAAGAGGACACAGACUCUAAAUUCAAGUGUAAGUUGUGCUGUCGGACAUUUGUGAGCAAACAUGCAGUAAAACUCCACCUAAGCAAAACGCACAGCAAGUCACCCGAACACCAUUCACAGUUUGUAACAGACGUGGAUGAAGAAUAGCUCUGCAGGUAUGGGUUUGCUCCCAGGGGAUGUGCGAGGACUUCCAUGAGGGAGAUGGGGCUGUUUAGAGGCAGCCGACGUCUCCCGACACCAAGCAGAGUAGCCUGCUGGGAGAGUAGUUGCUUUUCUGGAAGACUAGCGUGUGAUCCGUAAGGCCCACCUGGCCUCUCAGUUUCCCCCACGUAGUGUUGGAGAAUAGACUAAACUGGGUGUAGAGAGACGGGGUUCGCAGGUUACUGCUGCUUCAUGCGUGAUUCCCCUUAGUUACCCAACUUGCAAGGUCCAGCCAAGGCUACACCUCGUUUUAAUGGUCAAGUCCUGUCUUCUCUCACUGUCCCAUGCCACCCCCAUUCUCUAGCAAGGCUGAUGACGCCUAAAGUGACGAAAAGGCGAGAGAGACAGAAUAAGAUUGUAGUUACGGGGGUGGGGGGUGGGGGGUGAGAGGGGCAGACACCCACAGAGAUUUCUUAAUCCGCUCAUGAAUAGCUUCAAGCGGUCUUCGCUAUCAUCACUGUAAUCAGUGCUUUCGCGGCUCCCCUUGCUUAUUCCCUCCAUUAGGGCUCUGUGAAAGAGCGUCGGCCCAGUAGUUGGAUGGUAGAAAAAUAUUCUCUGCAGAAUAUGGAGAUGAGAAGAGAGGAAACUUAUUUCUUCUUUCUUAUUUCAUCUGUGGGUUUUCCUUAGGCUAGACAAUUCUGUCACCUUUAACACAGACUGGCGCAGUGCAUGCCCGAAAGACUUGACCUUCCAUAAAGAAACAGAGGGCUCUCGGCACACCCGUUGCCAAUGCACUUGGGGUCCACGACUUCCAGAUCACUUGACAACUUCCAGAUCAUUUGCAUCACGUAGCUGUCACGGAAGUUCUGUGCCAUGUACAGUCACUGUGUCACCUCCAGCAGAGAGAAUGCAGACCAAGGUCAAAUACCUUGACACAUCAAGGCCGUUUCAGACACGGAACAUAAGUAAGGCCGGAUCCUAACCAGUUCCUUUCAUCUCCCCUUGUCUCCUCUCCAGCAUGCUCCACCCCAUCCCCCACCCCCACCCCCACACACAUUAGGAACCCUCACACAUAUGCAAGCUGCCCUCGCCUCAGAACACACUCCAGGGCAUUCCACUUGUCUUCAACCUCCAGCACUUGCCUCUACUUCACAUCAAGCCAGGUUAUCGGGAAGUUCUUUGGAUUCCUUCGCAAUAAGACAGGAAUGGCUAAUAAUAGCUUCCCAUGUCAACCCUCGCCAUUGUCACUAAACAAGCAAAGGCAGUUUCAAUAGCUAUCUGUUUUAAAUGGGACACUUUCAGACCAAGCCACCAAGGAUGAGCACUGGCAGACUUGGGUGUCGCAAGGGUAUGGAUAGGGCGUGGUGAGGGGAGCCAGGGAGCGGGAGAGGGUGAAGAGAGAGAAAGGGCUCAAAAAUGUGAUCUGGGACUGCUGUUGCCUAAGUGAGAAGCUCUGAGAGCCUCUGAUGGAGGGGGAGACACCCUCUAUCUCAGCCGGUUACCUGGGUUCAAGUGAAGACCAUUGUUUUGUUUGCAUGUUUUUAUCAUGAUAAUUAAAAUGUGUUACUGGCAGAUUUGUCCCUUGCUUUCCAAGCAUGAUUUGUUCAGCUCUCGCUGUUGAAAGGAUGAAGCCAAAGUGCAUCUGUUGCAUCUCUACAUGAGCCUGGGCUCCAGGGUGUCCUAUUUCUUUGCUAGAGAACAUUUAAAUUUUAUGUAACUUGCUAUUAUGCUUUUCUGCUACUUCCAAAAAAAAAAAGGUGGAUACAGAAUUCUGAGAGAAGAGAUGCUGUUUCAGAUCCCAUAAUGGUAGGUCCAAACCUUGGUGAAGAGGACAAGUAGGAAUGUUUAUUCGUGCUACAAUAAAGAGCAAUUUUCCACCUGUUAGGUUUGUAAUCUUUUUUUUUUUUUUUAUUAAGAUCACUGCCCAAACACUGGAAGGUAUAAAUAGAGGGGAGAAAAGUAGUUUCAGUCAAAACUUGAAACUUACAAGCCUAUUCUAGGAAGCCAAAACUAAGCCAGGAAUUUGGCGAGACCUACACAAAAAGACUUUGACACAUCCGCUGAAGACAGAGCUAGAUGUGGCAUGGCAGCUUUUUCAUCUCUCUGCAUUUAUAUAAAUCAGUAUGUCUGAUUCGGACCUUUGAACCACCCUUAGAAUCACUAGAAUGGUCACUAUAUGAACCCAAAACACCCUUCUGUAAACACCGUGUUUCUGUGGUUCUCAGAGAAGCUGGCAGAAAAAAAAAAAAACCGGUCGGACGAUUGGGGACUCAUUCCAAGCAAUGGGCAUGUGCGUCCGCGCGUCUGUGCGUCCGCGCGUCUGUGCGUCCGCGCGUCUGUGCGUCCACGCGUCUGCGCGUCUGUGCGUCCGCUUAACUCGGUCGGGUGCUGGGAGUCUCUUGUGUUAAUGCCAAAGCCCUUACUGUUGGCCUGAGUGGGUCUUACAGCCACAUGCAGUAGCUUUCUGAUGCUCUGGUCACCUGGGAAAGGAGUCCCCCACUCUAGGGGCCUCUGGAACACCGUUUAUGAGCUACCUCCCCCCUGCUUCAGACGGUACCAGUGUGUUUUAAAUGACCACAGACUGAGAUCGCUGUUGCCCUGCUCUCGGACUCAUUGCUAGUUGCAUGCACUCUAGCACAGGUUGUGCCAGGAGGCUUUAGAAAGCAUGGUCAAGAUUCUGUGGAAAAUUUGAAAGCUUUGUCCGAUCUCUAUUCUCUGUAACUCAAAUUUGCACCUGGUUUUUCUUGCCUUGCUUGGCUCUUAAAUCCUACACAAUGCUAUGCUAUAUUACAUGCAGCUUUUCAUUAAAAAAUAAUUAGACGUUGUUCAAUGUGUAUCCCUAUGUUUGGACAAAUAAUCUAAGGCAAUUUCAG
Molecule: messenger RNA, 6511 nt
Organism: Condylura cristata (star-nosed mole)
Lineage: Eukaryota; Metazoa; Chordata; Mammalia; Eulipotyphla; Talpidae
Gene: TSHZ2
Product: teashirt zinc finger homeobox 2
Exons: 2
Coding region: 531-3644 (1037 amino acids)
Biological process (GO): regulation of transcription by RNA polymerase II
Cellular component (GO): nucleus
Molecular function (GO): DNA binding; DNA-binding transcription factor activity, RNA polymerase II-specific
Source: RefSeq, a predicted model, not a curated record